GCGCGCUCAGCUGCUCAAUCGUAGCUGUCAAGAGCAGAAGACAUAUAUGGCGUAAAAUUUGCGAAAUUCUUUCGAUGUGGAGAACCUAUUUCAUGAGUUCAUACUGCGUAUGACUUCAUAUUUCGUCAUUGGAUUUUUUGUGUAGAAAGUGAUUUGGUUGUCUUCAGAAUGAAGCCGUAUGUAGAAAACAUAGAGACAUCAUGUCCUCCAGACAGCCAUGGCGAAGGUGACGAGGAACUAUUGUGGAGUGUUUCGGUGACUAAUUUGCCAAAUGAUGUUUUUGACGACGAAAAUACGAAGGAAUUAUUUGAAAAGUUAUUUUCUCCUUAUGGAAGUGAUGAAAAAAGCUUCAUCUACUUGAGGACUUUCCACAGAGCAAGGGUUACAUUUAACAAGGAAGAGAAUGCUAAAGAAGCUAAGAAAGAUUUGCAUGGGCAGCUAUUCCUGGGUUAUGAACUUGGUGUCUUUCUUGUACAGAGACGUUCCUCUCUUAACAACAACUCUAAUCUCAAACCUCCACCUCUAACAAAGCAGUUCUUGAUAUCCCCUCCUGCUUCUCCUCCUGUUGGCUGGGAACAAACUACAGAGUCCCACCCUGUGAUCAACUAUGAUCUGCUUGCUGCAGUAGCCAGCUUGGACACCUCACAGCCUUACCAGCUACACAUCUCAGCUGAAGAUGCACCUAGCAUUGUGGUGCACCUGUGUGAUGAAGGAGGGGAAGAAGUGGAAGAUGGUGACAGUGACAGGUUUCAUCCUUUGAAAGCAUUGCCAAGGGAAGUGACACAAACAAGGAGACCAGAUAGGAAGAUGUAAAACUCUUGUAGAAUGCUAAGUACUAUUUAUAUUUAAUAUGUUCAAUUUCCUCUUUUUCUCACAGUGUGAGAAGUUGGAAUCUAACUUUGUAAAGAGCAGUGUUAUUGAAAUGGUGCUAUCAGCCAUGCUGUUUGGUUUGUCUUGAAGCAUGUAAAAUAUUAAGUUUCCUAAACAUUUCCGAGAGUUCUCCUUCAGAGGUGGUGUUUAAAUAUAUGAAUCAAAAACUGAAGUAUUAUAUAAUGUUUAGAGAGUUUCUGUCCCAUGUCCAUGUGACUUUGAUCAUGUGGACACAAGGUACAUGUGUAUGUGGGCCUUCACUGUAUUCCUGUGUAAGAAGUUCUGUGUGAAACCCUUUCUUUGCAUUCCUAAUGUAAGAUUCCUGUGAAGGGCAGUUCUGGAAACUCAUGGUUUAAUCAAUUUUGUUAACGAAAGUCAGACAUAAAACAUUGAAUUGACAGCA
This is a messenger RNA of Orbicella faveolata, 1273 nucleotides long. Its product is annotated as calcipressin-1-like. Gene Ontology annotation, biological process: calcium-mediated signaling. Lineage: Eukaryota; Metazoa; Cnidaria; Anthozoa; Scleractinia; Merulinidae. The record is from RefSeq and is a predicted model, not a curated record. Gene Ontology annotation, cellular component: nucleus; cytoplasm. Gene Ontology annotation, molecular function: calcium-dependent protein serine/threonine phosphatase regulator activity; RNA binding.